CUUCCUGGAGAAAAGGACUACUAUAGAGGAGUUGCUGAUUUUUUUUUACAUCAAAAGAUAUCACAAUGGCAGAAGUUCCUGAAUUAAAUGUUAUCUCAAUGGAUAAUUACAGUGAAAAUCAGGAACAAUUUUAUGCUGACUUCUCUUGUGAAAUGAAGACCAGUCUGAAGCAUUUAGAAUGGACGCCAUGUCACACCAGUUGGUCAUCGUGCAGUUUUGGAAUAAAACCAGAGAUAAGGAAGCCUAAAAAGCCUUUGCACUCCUUCAAGAAGGUGAUAAUGCUAGUGGUGGUUGUGGAAAAGCUGAAGGGAGGAAAAAGAUGUAACAAGCAAUCCUUUUUCGAUGACAGUGACCUGCUGGACCACAUCCUAGUGGAGGAAGAAAUUACCUUCAACACCACAGAGGAAUUAAACGCCUCCCCACCUAAAUUCCGAUAUAGUAAAACAACUGUCCACAUUAUUCGAGACUACAGACAGAAGUGUCUGGCACUGCAAGAAGUUCCAGGGGGCGCGCAUCUUGUGGCCUUGUUUUUACAAGGGAAGAAUCUUGAGCUAGAAGCAAAGAUAAAUGUGGGCACCUACAUUUCAGCGCCUCUUGUGGAAGAGAAACGUCCAGUCACAUUGAGUCUUGCUGGUCGCAAUCUGUUUUUAUCCUGCAUUGCUGAAGAUACUAACAGUACUCCAGUACUAUCCCUGGAGGAGGUCACCAACAUUCGAGAAAAAAUGAACAAUGACUUGCUACCCUUCCUCUUCUACAAGACACAAAACACCAGUGACAACACCACCUUUGAAUCAGUGGCUUUCCCAGGAUGGUAUAUUAGCACGUCCCAGCAGGAGCACCAGUUUGUGCAAAUGAAGCCACAAGGGGAUCAAGUGUUUAUAAGAGAUUUUGUGAUUUUGUGAAAGUAUGAGAUCCAACCACUUAUAUGUAUGUACUAUGUACAGCACAGGAGCCAGUGUCUCUUCUGUUACACAACUGGCCUUCAGAUGCUCAGUCAUUGGUCAGACAUAGCAGAAAUUGUUUAAUUAUGACUUUCAUAAAGUUUAAAUUCUCAUUCAGAGAACACACAGUAUCUUUAUCAAGAUUUUUAUAUAUAGAUAUAUAGAGCAUAGAUAGAAAGAGAGGGAGCAAAGAAUAGACAUAGUGGGGCAGAUGUAUUAAGCCUGGAGAAGGCAUAAAGAAGUGAUAAAUG
Pseudophryne corroboree (corroboree frog) is the source of this 1192-nucleotide messenger RNA. Its product is annotated as interleukin-1 beta-like. Gene Ontology annotation, biological process: cellular response to lipopolysaccharide; cytokine-mediated signaling pathway; positive regulation of gene expression. Gene Ontology annotation, molecular function: interleukin-1 receptor binding; cytokine activity. Bases 66 to 902 code for a protein of 278 amino acids. The record is from RefSeq and is a predicted model, not a curated record. The transcript is spliced from 7 exons. Lineage: Eukaryota; Metazoa; Chordata; Amphibia; Anura; Myobatrachidae.